Molecule: messenger RNA, 1298 nt
Organism: Caretta caretta (loggerhead turtle)
Lineage: Eukaryota; Metazoa; Chordata; Testudines; Cheloniidae
Product: folate receptor alpha-like
Cellular component (GO): external side of plasma membrane
Molecular function (GO): signaling receptor activity
Source: RefSeq, a predicted model, not a curated record
GACAUCUGAUCUUUGCGAUCAAAUCCUUGAUUGUCUUCUUAACAUGGGACUCAGCUGCCCUCCAGCAAACACACAGAGCUCUUUGGCUGUUAUGAAAACUGCUACUUUACAGGGAGAUGGCAGCCCGGUGGGCCGUGCUGGGGCUGUUGGCUGCCUGCCUGGCCAGUGCUGCGAAGGAAUCGGUGCUGAACAUGUGCAUGGAUGCCAAGCACCACAAAAUCCAGCCAGGCCCGGAGGGGGCGCUGCAUGGCCAGUGUGCCCCGUGGAAAGACAAUGCCUGCUGCACGGCCGAGACCAGCACGGGGGCUCACCAGGCCCAGUCCUACCUGUACAGCUUCAACUGGGCCCACUGCGGGGUGAUGCCAGACAAGUGCAAGCGGCACUUCAUCCAGGACACGUGUCUGUACGAGUGCUCGCCCAACCUGGGGCCCUGGAUCCACCAGGCGGAUACCAGCUGGCGCCGGGAGAGGAUCCUCAACGUCCCGCUGUGUAAGGAGGACUGCGAGCAGUGGUGGGAGGACUGCAAGGAUGCCGUCACCUGCAAAGAGAACUGGCACAAGGGCUGGAACUGGACUUCAGGGACCAACCGGUGCCCCCGCGGCACCACAUGCCAGUCAUUCAAGUAUGUCUUCCCCCGGCCAGCAGACCUGUGUGAGAAGAUCUGGUCCAACUCGUACAAAUACACCCUGGAGCACCGGGGCAGCGGGCGCUGCAUCCAGAUGUGGUUCGACCCUGCCCAUGGGAAUCCCAAUGUGGCCGUGGCCAAGUACUACGCCCAGAACGGGAGAGAUGCCUCUCCUGCACCAUGGGCUGUCCUGCUGCUCCUGCCUCCUGCUCUCCUGUCCCUGCUCUGAGCAGCCAGGAGCCUCUGGCAGCCCACUGGCUUAUACAGGAAACAUUUCUGCUCAGGGUGUGUUUGCCCUGCUUUGGGCUCUAGCCAGCAGAGUCCAGAUUCUGUCUGGUUACUGCUAAUCCUGACAAGACACAAUGGAACCAGCUUAGUCCCCACCCAACCCCUCCCUUGUGAAUGUCCCUCUGACUUUGUCUCAAUGCUCCUCUCUUCCAGCAGGCUCUGUGGGGAGAUCCCUCUGGUUCCCUGGGGAUCUGAGCUCUGUAACAGGCAGUGACUCACUGGCUGGAUGUAUUUAUUCUGUUAGGUUCCAGGGCAGGUCCCCUUUAAUUAUGGUGCCCUCAGCUACCUACUUCCUUGUCUGAUCCCUUCCAUCCUGCACUCCCUAGAAAUGCAGGUGUCCCUUCCCCUGGCUUGCAGCUUAUGUAUGAGAAUCUGGUAAAAUAAA